CCUUUACCAGUGCAAGGACUCCAUCAAUUCGAAUUUCGAAAUUCUGCCAACUGGAAAUUAUAGUUAUCCUGGCUUGCCGAAGCGACAAAAGAGCUGGCUGCUAUAUGCGGUAGGUAAACCAGUGUUCCAUAAGUCAGUAAAUGAUAUUUACGGCAGUUGGCUGAGAGAUCCAGCUGCUUCUUCGGACAUUGAUCAUGAAAAAACCUAUGUGACGGAAGAGAGUGAUACGCACAAUUUGUACGAGUAUCCAACGAAAAUGAAAUAUCGCAUGAAUUUCUCACCGCGUCGCAAAUACAAUAUUCCGGAAGGGUUUCAGGGAAACGCACAUGUCGUCUAUAAUGGAUCAUUUUACUAUAAUCAAUACAAUAGCGAUUUGGUCGUAAAAUUGGAUUUGGUAACAAUGAAGAAAAUAUCUACCCCAUUGCCGUAUGCUGGCACCGCUGUUGGCAAUCGAUUAUACUCUACCGACCACAAUUACAUGGACUUAAAUGUGGAUGAGGUGGGUCUGUGGGUGAUCUACAGUACUUAUGACUCCAACAAUACACUGGUUGCCAAGCUCGACGCGGAUACACUGAAGAUGCAGUACAAUUUCAAUAUCUCCUUGGACCAUCGCAAAUUUGGGGAAAUGUUCAUUGUAUGCGGCCAUUUGUAUGCGAUCGACUCAUGUACGGAGACAAAUUCGCAUAUACGUUAUGUUAUCGAUUUGUAUAAUGGAAAAUUGCUAAAUGUCGACCUGCCAUUCUCGAAUCCGUUCCGCAAGACAACUACUGUGGGAUAUAAUCCGCUUACCGUGGAAUUGUACUCGUGGGACAAAGGAAACGCGCUCACAUAUCCCAUUCGUUAUCGCGAGCCUACUAUUACCGGUGACCGAACAUAAAUAACUGUGGUGAAUAAGGCAACAGAAUUCCACCUGCUAACUUGGUUACAUACAUAUACAUACAUAUAUAUCGCUUCAACAUGUGUGUAUUUAUAUGUUUGUUCAUGCACACAUUUCAUUCCUUCUCACUCAUCUACAUAUUUCAGCUACAUAUGUACAUAUGUAUGUAACAAAGUUAGCAGGUGGAAUUCUAUAUAUAUAUA
Molecule: messenger RNA, 1080 nt
Organism: Rhagoletis zephyria (snowberry fruit fly)
Lineage: Eukaryota; Metazoa; Arthropoda; Insecta; Diptera; Tephritidae
Product: myocilin-like
Biological process (GO): signal transduction
Source: RefSeq, a predicted model, not a curated record